CCCGAGUUAUGUCGGAAUAUCAAAGUGUAAGUGAAGUGGCCUAGAGACCUACAUUUAGUGUUUUAUAGAGAUUUAUUGAUAUUUAUGUAGAACAUUUGACAGAAAAUAUUUUCCUAAGCGAAGUAGAUGAUAUUUUACAAACCGUGCGGACAGCUAAAUUUAGUUGUUUCGCAUAACCGUCCGAUGAUGCACGAAGACUCUCCAAAAAUGAGUGUUGCGCAGGGUCUAGCCGCUUCUUCGAGCCAGCCGAAGAGUGAGAUCGUGUUCGAAAGAGCUGUGGAAUACGAAAUAUCUACAGAACCGAAAUCCACUGAAAGCAUAGAGCUGGAAAUAAAGAUCCCAUAUGUGGAUCCAACAAAUGGUGCCGGGAAUGAACCAGGAGCAUACUUACCUGCUGCCGGCACCGUAUGCGACCAGACGGAUACCAAGGACGUGAUCGAAGAGCUAUGCCCUGUUUGCGGCGACAAGGUCAGCGGCUACCACUAUGGACUGCUCACUUGCGAGUCCUGCAAAGGGUUCUUCAAAAGAACCGUACAGAACAAGAAAGUGUACACAUGUGUUGCAGAGAGAGCCUGCCAUAUAGACAAGACGCAGAGGAAACGAUGUCCAUUUUGCCGAUUCCAAAAGUGUCUCGAUGUCGGGAUGAAGCUUGAGGCCGUUCGAGCGGAUCGUAUGCGCGGCGGACGUAACAAAUUCGGGCCCAUGUACAAAAGAGACCGCGCCCGCAAGUUGCAGAUGAUGAGGCAACGGCAGAUCGCGGUGCAAACUCUACGCGGCUCGCUCGGCGAUGGGUCGCUGGUGCUCGGGUUCGGAUCGCCGUACGCGUCAGUGCCGGUCAAACAGGAGAUCCAGAUCCCGCAGGUGUCGUCGUUGACGUCGUCUCCCGAGUCCUCGCCGGGUCCAGCGUUGCUGGCGGCGCAGACUCAGGCUUCGCAGCAGCAACCGCUGCCGUCGCACGACAAAUGGGACGCGCACUCCCCGCAUUCGGCGUCGCCGGAUGGGUUCGCCUUCGAGGCGCCUGCCACCGCCGCAGCCACCCCUUCCAGCACCGCGGAGCCCACCAGCACGGAGACCCUCCGUGUUUCACCCAUGAUCAGAGAAUUCGUACAGACGAUAGACGACCGGGAGUGGCAAAACUCCCUUUUCGGACUCUUGCAGAGCCAAACCUACAAUCAGUGUGAAGUCGAUCUCUUCGAAUUAAUGUGCAAAGUGCUGGACCAAAAUUUGUUCUCUCAAGUUGAUUGGGCGAGAAACACCGUGUUCUUUAAGUAUCUAAAGGUCGACGACCAAAUGAAGUUGUUGCAGAACUCGUGGUCCGACAUGUUAGUCCUAGACCAUCUGCACCAGCGGAUGCACAAUGGCCUACCUGACGAGACCACCCUCCACAAUGGACAGAAGUUUGACCUGCUCUGCCUCGGACUCCUCGGCGUCCCCGGCCUCGCCGAUCAUUUCAACGAGCUACAAAAUAAAUUAGCUGAACUGAAAUUCGACGUUUCCGACUACAUCUGCGUGAAAUUCUUGCUUUUACUAAACCCUGAGGUGAGAGGCAUCGUCAACGGCAAGUGCGUCCGCGAUGGGUACCAGACAGUACAAGCUGCACUUCUGGACUACACGCUUACUUGCUAUCCUACGAUACAGGAUAAGUUUGGCAAGUUGGUGAUGGUCGUGCCCGAAAUCCACGCCCUAGCGGCCCGUGGUGAGGAGCAUCUAUACCAGCGACAUUGCGCGGGACAGGCACCCACACAAACCCUUCUCAUGGAAAUGCUACACGCUAAGCGCAAAUCUUGAAAUACCAGUUCAGAAUAAAGUGGAUGACCGCAACAGCGCCUAGCGCUCCGACACCGUAUGGAUUAUCAUAACAUUAUUACUUAUUAUUUAGGUUUAGAGUUUAAAUUGGUGUGUGAUUAAACGUAAUAAGUUAUUUUGCGCCAAGCGCCGGCCGGCGGCGCCGCGCGGCUAGUCCCAAUACAGAUAAGACAAUUUACUGUUUAUCUGCAUAAUCUCUGUAUCAUAAAUAUACAAAAAAAAAAAUAUAUUUAACAUCUCCCUCGUGUAGCUACCAUUAAUUUAUUGAGCAGUCUAUUAACGAUUUAUCAAUAAUUCAAUUAAAAUAAGUACCUUUCUAUGUUAGAUAAAAACUAGCUUGUCUUAACUCUGAUGCGUAGCGACGGAAAAUAUUACAAUACAUAUUUUAGGAAAGCGUCUGUGAUUUUAAACGAAGAAAUUUGAUGAACCGUUUUAUUGUUAGUUGAGGCGAUAAUAUAUGUGUAAAGAGUAGUUUAACCGAGUUGUGUGGUGCCGUCUGCGCCGGCGCAGGGCUUGUAAGCGCCACGCCCGCCCGGGCCUGCGGAGCCCUGGCCCCUGCGUGCAGCCCGCUCGCCGGCGGGGUAGGAGCGGCGACCCCGCCCGCGACCGGCCGCUCGUACAUCACUACACAAUCUUACUGUAUGACUUUAGCAUUCGGUGGGAUGUACUCGGAGGAGCCGCCUCUUUUACUAUUCGACAAGUUCCGCAGAGUACUUUCCAUCUGUUUUACGCGUGUUUCGAUUUUGGAAAGGAUGUGAGUUUAUUUUAGUUAUCGGGCUGAAAAUAUUUAAGACUUUGUUGAAUUUUA
Molecule: messenger RNA, 2614 nt
Organism: Pararge aegeria (speckled wood butterfly)
Lineage: Eukaryota; Metazoa; Arthropoda; Insecta; Lepidoptera; Nymphalidae
Gene: ftz-f1
Product: nuclear hormone receptor FTZ-F1
Exons: 7
Coding region: 127-1788 (553 amino acids)
Biological process (GO): tissue development; hormone-mediated signaling pathway; regulation of transcription by RNA polymerase II
Cellular component (GO): RNA polymerase II transcription regulator complex
Molecular function (GO): zinc ion binding; RNA polymerase II cis-regulatory region sequence-specific DNA binding; nuclear receptor activity
Source: RefSeq, a predicted model, not a curated record